Aspergillus heteromorphus CBS 117.55 is the source of this 634-nucleotide messenger RNA. RefSeq lists its product as uncharacterized. Bases 57 to 452 code for a protein of 131 amino acids. The transcript is spliced from 4 exons. The record is from RefSeq and is a predicted model, not a curated record. NCBI's taxonomy places the organism in Eukaryota, Fungi, Ascomycota, Eurotiomycetes, Eurotiales, Aspergillaceae.
GGCGAUAAUUCCUAGACCUCUGUUGACAUUGAUCUUGAGGCCGAGCAAUAUUCACAAUGAACACGAUUCGAUCAACCUGGAUAGGCUGGGGUACUCUCUGCGUCGCCGGCGGCGGAGCCUACUACUUCGCUAAGAAGUCCAUCAAUGCCGACCGGGCCAGCAGGUUCGAAGCGGAGGUGAAGCGCAAGGCGCAGCUGGCUGCGAUGGAAGCCGAACACCGCCGUCUCAACACGCCCUCAACUCCGACCCCAUCCGAAGACCCGAGCCUGAAGCGCGCGAACAUCGCGCGUCUCCACAGCGCGACAGACGAUGUGGCCUCGCCGAGCGCUGAGGCCAGCCACGAUCCCGCGCCCACCCGUCACGAACCCGAGACCGAAGCCGAGCGCGUGUUGGAAAAGAGCAAGUACGAGUCCACGCAGCCCUUCCGACCUCCCCCGGGCAAUCGCCUUUGAAGAUGAAAUGUAUGUGCGUCAGUGUACACUGCAUAGGUAGGAUGAGGUUUAGGCGGUGACAAAAAAGGGCUAGAUUGUGGCAUAUUCGUGUACCAUAUUUUCUGAGCUGCGGGUCUUUUAUUUAUCGCCUUAAUGCUUGAAAUCUGUGUGGUCUGCGGGGUUGGCCCUGCAGGAGUACGUAC